GGAAGUAUUCGUUUUUCAAAGCCUUUUCUUCGACGAAAAAAUGCUGUUAAGCCAGAGAGCGACGAACUUGUUCGCUGGAAAGAUCUUGGAAGUUCCUAUGUGGAACAUCAUCUUACCGUAGCAGAAGUGAAGGAUAUUUAUAGCGAUUCUUUUAUUAAUGUGGAAUUUCCUGAAAGAAGUGAAGGAUUAAGCUCAAAAGAAGCGGCAAGAAAGGAUCCUAUAGUAGUAGGUGCAGCAAUAUUAAGUAUGGCAACAUAUUUCAUACAUUUAGCCAAUGGUAAUGUCGAGCCAGUAAAUUUAUACUGCUCAGUUAUACUAUUUGCUAUUGUUAUUCUUAUGUGUUUCAUAUCGUUUUAUCAGCAAAGAAAAGCACUUAGGGUAGCAAGCAAUUUUCAAACAUUACUACCACAAUCAUGUCUUGUGGUUCGUGAUUGCACUGAACGCUUAGUGAAACUUGAAGAAGUUGUUGUGGGCGAUAUUGUAGUUAUUUCUGAAGGAAACGGUUUCGGAGUGGUUAUUCGAAGUGGGAAAUAUACGGUUCUGGGUGGUAUAGUUGAUGUGCAACGACAUGUUAGUACCACUCAAAGUACGUUUCAAAUUGAAAUCAACCAAUUUGUACAUUUCGUUUCUGUGUUAGCUUUAUGUAUGGCUAGCUUGGUUUUUUUGGUUGGAUGCUUUGUUACUCGAUUUGAAAAUGUUCUGGAUCAUUUCAUUAUUGGUUUUGUAAUAAUUAUUGUUGCCAACGUUCCACAAGGAUUGCCAGCAACAGUUAUGUCGCAAUUGGCAAUAAUUGCUCGUCGCUUAGCGAAAAAAGGUGUUUAUAUCAAAAAACUGGACGUCAUUGACGAACUUGGAGCAACGACUGUUGUCGCAACUGAUAAAACUGGGAGUUUAACUCAAAACUCUAUGGUCGUAACAGAUCUUUGGUACAAUAGAAGGCAUCAUGCUGGUCAUUAUGAUAUAGCUUACUCCGGAUUAUGCUUACGACAACGAAAAGCCAGUUGCAGUCAAUUCGAGCAACCUUUACCAGACAUACUAACCGUGAUGAGCGUCUGUAAUCGAGGACAAUUUGAGCGAGUCCACAAAUCACUACGUCGAGUAUGGACUGAACGAACGUUAAAACAAUCCAAACAACAACCCGUACAUUCUGCAUCAAAAAUUUUCACUGUUAUAGACACAAUGACAGGACAAGAGGCAAAUGCAAUGAAUCGCCAUAAUGAAUUAAUGGAAAAGAAUACUCUGACUUCGGAUUCUGACGAUGUGAAAAAUUUGGAUCGACGUGGAGAAAUUUUUGGAAUGCCUUCAGAUGUGGCACUUUUACGUUACGUUGAAAUGAAUGCAUCCGUUGAAGGAAUUAGAUUAAGAUAUAACAUUGUUUUCGAAAUGCCAUUCAAUUCAGUUCGUCGUUAUCAGUUAGUUGUUGCUCGUUGUUUAGGCGAUGGUUCAGCUUGCAACAGUCAAACAAAUAUCGAAUUCGCUGGUUCAAAUAAUGCAAAAUUUUGUGUUAUGAUAAAAGGCGCACCAGAGGUUAUACUAAAUAAAUGUUCGCUGGCUCGCAUUAACGAUGAUAUCGUAAAAAUCAGCGAAGAUCUUAUAAGCGAAUGCGAGGCAGCUUGGGAGCAUUAUGGAAAUGGAGGAAGGCGAGUCAUAGCUUUCGGUAUUAAAAAUUUUGUUGCUGAUUCGAAUAUUAAUUAUACAUCGUUUAAUGAAGAUUUCGAAGAAGGUCUAAUAUUUCUUGGAAUGGCAGCAAUUAUGGAUCCUCCUAGGACGGACGCUGCACCAGCAAUAAUGCAAUGUAAGGAAGCUGGCAUUAAAGUUUUUAUGAUAACAGGUGAUCACGCAACAACCGCAAUCGCUAUCGCUCGCCAAAUCGGCUUAAUCGGUUUGUCUAACAAAGCGGCAGCAAAGGCUGAAAUAACAAAAAAUGCUAAUACAGUUCAAUCAAAUUUAGCCGAAGAAAAUGACGUAAAUUGGGCAGUUGUUAAUGGUUCAGAAUUAUCCACAAAAACCGAUGAAGAAUGGACUGAACUUCUCAAACACAAAUAUAUAGUUUUUGCAAGGACAACUCCAGAUCAAAAAUUGCAAAUCGUUGAAGAGUGCCAAAAAAGAGGCGAAAUAGUGGCUGUUACGGGUGGUGGUGUAAACGAUGUUCCGGCAUUGGCUAAUGCAAAUGUUGGUAUCGCUAUGGGCAUUACAGGCUGUGAUAUUGCUAAACAGGCCGCUGAUAUUAUUCUUACGGAUGAUAAUUUCGCUUCAAUUGUAAAAGGUUUCGAAGAAGGUCGACUAUUAUUCGAUAAUCUUCGCCUUUCUAUUGCUUAUACGUUAGCUCAUAUAUGGCCAGAAAUAUUUCCCGUUGUUCUUCAAUUCGUUUUAGGCUUACCGUUAGGACUUUCACCUUUACAGAUUUUAAGUAUCGAUAUUGCAAGCGAAUUGCCGCCAGCUAUAUCUUUAGCAUACGAAUCGCCAGAGCGUGAUAUUAUGAAAAUACCUCCUCGUAAUCGAAAUGAUCGUUUAGUUUCUCGAUCGCUACUCAUUUAUUCGUACAUUUUCGCUGGAUCAAUCAUUACUUUUGGCUGCAUUCUUGCAUAUUUAUCCGUAUAUUUCUAUUACAACUUACGUCUCGGUGAUUUAUUUUUCACAGCUGAACAUUACUGGAAUGCUGACGCUCAAAAUUUCACGACGAUAGCAAAUGAAACAAUAACGGGAAUUCAACAGUUGAGCAUUAAAAGACAAGCAGCAGCUGCAUGGCAAAUUACACUCGUUCUUUCUCAAGUGUUUCAUUUAUAUAUGUGUAGCACACGUCGUGUCUCAAUAUUCGUCCAUGGUAUAACGAAUUUAGUGUCCGUUUUUGCAGUUAUUAUCGAAAUUUUAUUACUUAAUUUGUUUAUCUAUACUCCAGCAUCUCAGUACAUCUUACAAGUAGAAUCACCGCCGAAUCAUGUUUGGAUUUUUGGUCUCUUAUUUGGCUUAGCAUUGGUAAUUUUUAAUGAAGGAAGAAAGUAUUGUAUAAGGCGUUGGCCAAAAAAUCGUUUUGUUGGAUUUGUUAAAAUGUAA
This is a messenger RNA of Dracunculus medinensis (Guinea worm), 3054 nucleotides long. Lineage: Eukaryota; Metazoa; Nematoda; Chromadorea; Rhabditida; Dracunculidae. The record is from the annotation of a GenBank genome assembly.